Spea bombifrons (plains spadefoot toad) is the source of this 1323-nucleotide messenger RNA. Its product is annotated as protein sel-1 homolog 2-like. The record is from RefSeq and is a predicted model, not a curated record. The transcript is spliced from 15 exons. Gene Ontology annotation, molecular function: protein binding. Gene Ontology annotation, cellular component: endoplasmic reticulum membrane. NCBI's taxonomy places the organism in Eukaryota, Metazoa, Chordata, Amphibia, Anura, Pelobatidae. Gene Ontology annotation, biological process: ERAD pathway. The coding region runs from base 1 to 1323 and encodes 440 amino acids.
AUGAAUCCUAGCACAGAAGAACAUAUUAAGAAAAGAGACAAAGAAAGCGAGCAAUUACUGGAAAGUUAUAUCAGCGUUUUGGAGCAAUUAACUACCAAAUCGUCAAAAAAUAAAGGACAUAUUGCUCUUGCUAAAUCAGCUGCCAAGGGAAACAAGAAGGCUGCAGAAACAAUUGCUUCCGCUUUACUGUUUGGUGAUAAUUUCCCCCAGGAUAUUAAAGCGGCUAAGAUCUUGCUUGAAUUCUUGGCAAAAGAAGGAUCUUCAGAAGCUCUAAGGAAUUUAGGAUUUAUGAAUGCAUUUGGAAUAGGCUUUAACUACAACCAAACCAAGGGAUACAGAUCUUGGGAAGGGAUCAAUACACCCAAGAGCUGUGAACCAGCACUUGCAAAUUACAGAAAUGUAGCAGAUAAAAUGAUUGCUACAUUCGACAGAGACAAUUUAUUUCCAGUGGACAAAGUAAGACUGGUGUACUAUAUGGAAAAGUACGGUUCUGCCAAUGUGUUUACGGAUCGGAACCUCUACCAGUACUCUGUGUUUCUGGCAGGAAGAGGAAACUCAGAUGCACAAAUGAUUCUGGGACUGCUUCACUACACAGGCAGAAAUGGUCCUGCGCUAGAUCAUUAUAAAGCACGUUACUAUUUCACAAAGGCAGCGCGUUCCGGGAAUACAAAGGCUUUAGCAUUUCUGGGAGAGAUGUAUUUUAAAGGGAGUGUUGCUACCCCUCAGAACAACAUCACCGCCAUGAAAUACUAUUCAGCAGCUGCUGAGCUGGGGGACCCAUUAGGAUUAUAUGGCCUCGGUCUGAUAUAUCUGCAAGGCAAAGGGGUCCCUGUUAACUACAAUGAAGCGUUCAGAUACCUCAAUGAAUCAGCAGCUAGAGGUUUGAAGAAUGCGCAGGCCCAACUUGGACUCAUGUACUAUAAUGGUCUAGGGCUAACAAAAGAUUAUGAAACAGCUUACCGUUACUUUGAGAUGGCCUCUGAGGGUAGGGACCCCCUUGCGAUUUUCUACAUGGCUCAGAUGUAUUCGACUGGAACAGGUGUACCCAGAUCCUGCCAGAACGCAGUACAGCUCUACAAAUACUUUUGUGAGUUGGGAAGCUGGUCGGAAAUGUUCUUGUCUGCAUACAAAGACUAUGAGAGAGGACAGAUAGAGUCGGCACUUGUUCAGUAUCUGUUACUGGCAGAAAUUGGGUAUGAAGUCGCCCAGAGCAACGCGGCAUACAUUUUGGAAUCAGGACAGGUUUCCUUCCGUGCCAUUUGUGUGGCAACAAAUCCAUAUACUGGUACUCAUAGAGGGGAAUCGGUUAAUCACUGUGGGUAG